Molecule: messenger RNA, 3235 nt
Organism: Seriola dumerili (greater amberjack)
Lineage: Eukaryota; Metazoa; Chordata; Actinopteri; Carangiformes; Carangidae
Product: transcription initiation factor TFIID subunit 4-like
Exons: 16
Coding region: 1-3147 (1048 amino acids)
Biological process (GO): DNA-templated transcription; transcription initiation at RNA polymerase II promoter
Cellular component (GO): transcription factor TFIID complex
Molecular function (GO): DNA binding; protein heterodimerization activity; RNA polymerase II general transcription initiation factor activity
Source: RefSeq, a predicted model, not a curated record
AUGGAUGGGACAGAGUAUGAGACAACAGGCCCCUGGGCACAGUCCUGUAAAAGGCCCCCGCCCUCCUACAAAAUGUCAACAGAACAGAACCUCUGUGUCCAAUCCUCGGCGCAUGCGUACAUUCUAAAAUACGAUUUGCACAACGGUCCGACAUCAAAGAUGGCGGGAGCCUCCGACCCACUGGAGGACAUGCUCUUCAAUGAGGUGGACGAGAAAGCCGUUAGCGACUUGGUCGGCUCUCUGGAAUCUCAACUGGGCGACCGAAAGACUCCCGCUGCUUCGUAUUCCGACGGAAAACGGGAGGCAGCUCCGGCCGCCGUGGGUCAGUUCUCAGGGAAAGUGCGCGAUCAAGUGGGGUCUGUGGAGCCGCAACAAGGGCAUCCGAAAGCGGGGUUAACCCAGGAACCCGGCGCUAAUGAGCCUCUCUCCGUUCAAACCCUUUCCUCCUCUACCUCCUCCAUCGCUGCCGGGGCCGUAAUCACCGCCGGAGCUGGGCUACAAACAGUUGGAGCAGCUCCCCCGACUGCUUCCCCCGGACCGGGACCCGUAACUUUGACCACUCAGCCCGCCGCUGCUAGCUUCCACCGGGCGGCUGUCCUGGGUCCGAGCGCGGCUCCCAGCUCCUCCAUCGUCCCCGCGGCUGAGGCGAUCAGGACCGGGUCUCCCGGACUGCAAAGUUUAAACGGAAACGGCGGAGCUGUAAAGUUGGUGAACUCGCCCGCGGUCCCCCCACCAGCCGGGGCCAGCACUGUUAUAAGUACUGUCAGUGCUGGGGGGUCCGCUAUCAUCGCCUCCAUGGCUUCACAGCCGAGUUUCCCGGUACCUCAGUCCUCAGUGGCGUCUCCCGCUGUGGCUUUGCAGAGACACCCCAGCCCGGUGGCCAGCGUCGCCCAGAACGGGGUAGACCCUAAGGGUGGCCAGCUGGUGACCCAGGGUGCCCCCUCCCCAUCAGCUUCCACCUCUCAGGUCAUGAACCACAGCAACCCUCUGAUGCACACCAAGAUGCUGGUGCCCAGCCAGCCAGUCUCUGGAAACACUGUCAUCCUGACGAGCACCCCCCCUCCCGCUGCAGCCCAAUCCCCCAUCAGCCAGACUCAGACUGGGACCAGUACGGCCGCCGUCACCCUGGCUGCUGCAGGGGUGAAGCCUGCGAUGAACGGAGUGGGUCAGCCUGCAGUGGCUGUGGUGAGGCCGCCGGGCGCUCCGGUGGUGGCCACCUCCAUCCAGCAGCAGAGACCCGGGCUGGUGGCGAGCUCCACCCGGGCGGCUGCUCCUCAGCUUCCCCUGGCUGUCCGGCCCCAGCAGCAGACCACCAUCCAGCUGCCCCCUGGGUUCACCAUGCCUCCUGGUAUGGUUCUGGUCCGGACAGAGACCGGUCAGCUGGUGAUGGUCCCCCAGCAGGUCCUGGCCCAGGCUCAGGCCAAGACACAGCAGGCCCAGACGGUGGCCAGCAUCACCCAGAGACCAGCGACGCCGACGGCCGGGGCCACCAUCCGGGUCAGCACCGCCACCACGGCUCCUGGUACACCUCAGACCGUCCGCCUGGCCUCCCCCGCUCCCACCAGAAUGGUUCAGUCUCCCUCCACCACCACUGUCCAGAAGGCCAUCACCGUGGCUCCCGGCGCUACGGCGGUGUCGGUGAAGAUGACGACCCCUCAGAAGGCCCCGACGGUGAUAACAGCGGGGGGGACGACCGUGGCCAAGUCUGCCGGUGUCACGUCCGCCCCCCUGACCAGCACGACCCCUGCCGCUCCCGCAGUCACGCCCCCCGCCAGAGUCACCGUGGUUUCCCAGGAAAUGCAAGAAAACGUGAAGAAAUGCAAGAACUUCCUCGCCACGCUCAUCAAGCUGGCGUCCCACAACUCGCCCUCCCCAGAUACCUCCAAGAAUGUGAAGGCCCUGGUGCAGGACCUACUCGAUGCUAAGAUUGAGCCUGAGGAGUUCACCACUCGGCUGCAGGCUGAGCUGAAGUCCUCCCCACAGCCCUACCUCAUCCCCUUCCUCAAGAAAAGCCUCCCCGCCCUGCGUCAGUCUCUGCUCAACAGCCAGCAGUCUCUGAUGACGGCCACCCCCAGCACCUCUGCGCCCCCCCCUGCCGCCCCCGGCUCCGUCACCACCACCGCCAUCAGACCGCGACUGCCCAUCAGUCCGGCCACCAGCACCGUCAGACUGAACACGCCGCUCACGACAUCAACGGCCGUGGGCAGACCAGGAGUCCAGACCGUUCAGACCCGUACACCUGUCGUCAUCAGUCAGAACCUCAGACCUCAAGGUGCGCUCGUCAGAGGACCCACAACCAUCAUCGGCAAAAGUCUCGUCAACCUGUCCGCUCAAGCCAAUCAGAAGAAGCUGAGUGACCCAGGGGGCGGGACAUUCAGAGAUGACGAUGACAUCAACGACGUGGCGUCCAUGGCCGGCGUCAACCUUAACGAGGAGAACGCCCGUAUCCUAGCAACCAGCUCGGAGCUGGUGGGCACAAAGAUCCGCUCCUGUAAAGACGAGUCCUUCCUGCCCACCGGGCUGCUGCACCGCCGCAUCCUGGACACAGCUAAGAAGCUGGGGGUGACCGAGGUUCCUCUGGAGGUCGUCAACUUCAUCUCCCACGCGACUCAGUCCAGACUGCGCUCCCUGCUGGAGAAGGUUUCAGCCGUUGCUCAGCAUCGUGCGAGCGGAGGGAAGGAUGAAGAGCAUCACGAACAGACGUCAGACGUUCGCUCUCAGCUUCGUUUCUUCGAGCAGCUGGAGCGAAUGGAGAAACAGAGGAAAGACGAGCAGGAGAGAGAGAUGCUGCUGAAGGCUGCCAAGAGUCGCGCCAGACAAGAAGAUCCAGAGCAGGCUCGCCUGAAGCAGAAGGCCAAGGAGAUGCAGCAGCAGGAGCUGGCUCAGAUGAGACAACGAGACGCCAACCUCACGGCCCUCGCCGCCAUCGGGCCGCGCAAGAAACGCAAGCUGGACUCACCGGGAGGAGCCGCGGCUGGCACAGAGGUGGCCUCAGGUUCGGGUGCCGGCUCCUCGGCGGCGGGCUCGCCCCGGCAGCAGCUCCGUCAGCGGAUCACACGCGUUAACCUCAGGGACUUCAUCUUCUGUCUGGAGCAGGACCGCACCACGGCGCGCUCCCUCAUGCUCUACAAGGCUCUGCUGAAAUGAGGAGUGGACCCGCUGCAGACCACGAACUGCAUCACCCUUCACCUCCUCUUCCAGUCCUCACAUCCUCAGAGUCCGCCUCCUUCGCCCC